Procambarus clarkii (red swamp crayfish) is the source of this 2434-nucleotide messenger RNA. RefSeq lists its product as uncharacterized. Lineage: Eukaryota; Metazoa; Arthropoda; Malacostraca; Decapoda; Cambaridae. The record is from RefSeq and is a predicted model, not a curated record.
AAAAGUAACGGGAUAUAACGUCUGGUUUUCCUGCUUCAGCAAGUGAUGACGUGUCAUCAGAGGGUUGAGAGGUGAGGAUCUCAGCUGGACUAUUAUGAUUGUUCCCGCACCAUUGUAAAGCUCAGGCCGGUCGUAUCAUGCACCGUUGUAAAACUCAGGCCAGUCGUAUUCUGCACCGUUGUAAAGCUCAGGCCAGUCGUUUCCUGCAACGUUGUAAAACUCAGGCCAGUCGUAUAUAAAUACAGAACACAAUUAUUAUUUGCGUAAAUCCAUUUUUUGUUGGCGACUUUGUGGAUUGAAAAGGCAACUGAAGGCAACGUUGUAUAUAAUCGUAAAUAUGUAAUCACGAAGUAUGUGUGUGUGUGUGGAGCAUCAUGUAUGAAGAAUGUUUAUAAGCAACAUUCUAUUUAAUGAAAUAUGAAAUAAGAGUUAAAUUAAAACUGUACAGAAAUAAAAUCGCAAUAACACAUUAAUAUUUACUGAAAGAAUCGAGUUGAAAAAAUGAAAGAAAUUUCGGGCGACAUAAAUUGUACUAAGUUGUUGGUGACGUGCUGUUUGCUUCUGAAAUCGGUGCUGGGGAUGAGUGCAAGGACCUACGCAACUCAAGCAGCUUCGCUACCUCACACUGGCACAACCUCAUUCCACUUUGAAAUAUCUAUGAACAACAAAACAAUAGACAAUGCGUACUACAAUGGUCGUCGUUUAGCUAGCGUCGGCGGGGCUCAGGGACGCGACUUCGAGAAACCCCAAAGUUCUCUUGGACGCUUCAAGGGGCCUGACGAUGGCCUUCAGAAAGCUAGCAAGAGUUGGGUUCGCCGCCUGCAGCGGCUCUUAACACAGCCCACCACCACCUGCGGGAGGCUGGUGAGGGUGGGUGGACGUUCCUGCGUCGGUGCCUACGACGGAUCUAAGCUCGUGUGUCUGGAUGCUGAUGUUAAACUCCGCCCACUCCACUGCCUCAUUUACUCCUUUGGGGUUGGCAACGACUUCACCUUCGACGAACACAUGCAGGACUUUGGGUGCGAGGUUCACGCCUUCGACCACGACGACCACCAUGAAAUCUACGAUUUCCGGCUCGGUCCCUCAGCCUUUUUCCACAAAUCGAGGAUCGGUGUCAGAAGUGGCUACUUUAGGUUCUGCGAGAACACCGCCAAUGGUCGCCGCUGUGAGCCCGCUGUUCGCUAUCAAACUAUGUCCGACAUACAGAGAAGCCUGGGACACGACGGGCGUCAGGUGGAUUACAUGAAGCUGGACAUCGAAGGCGAGGAGUGGGGAGUGCUGCAACAUGUCCUCGACAACACCAAUGUUCUCGACUCCGUAUCACAGCUCUCCCUCGAGAUCCACUUGGACGACUUACGUCAGCAGAAGCCAGAGACUCAACGAGCCACUAUUGCCUCCUACGUCAAAGUCCUACAAGGUCUGGCUUCCUUGGGGUUUCAGCUGGUCAGCUACGAGGAGAAUGAACUGAACCCCCGAUACGAAAUGGUUGAUGGGGUGGAGCUCAGUCUCUACGCUGAGGUUUUGUAUUUACGAAGAAAGUUUACUGUUCGUAAACUGUUAAUAGGUGCCUAAAUUAUUAUCUAAAAAUAUAGUCAUAGCAUAAAAUUUUAAAGCAAAUUACUGCAUCUAUUUUUUUAGAAAUUGAUGGGAGAGGACACUGUGAUAAUGCUAUAUUAAAGCCAGCCUAGCUGGGUGUUUAUAUACGUUAGCCUGAUAUCGAGGGCCUGGAACUAUUGACCCUCCUCAGGAUGCAAUCCCACAAAAGUUGCCUAUCUCCCGGGUACCUAUUUACCGGUAGAUGAACAGAGGCAAUAGGUGAAAAGGAAACGUGCCCAUCAAUUUCUGUCUCGCCCAGGAUUCAAAUCUGGGAUUCCCUAUUGGGAAUCGAGAACGAAUGCAUAAUUAAACGGUUGCUAUGUCAAUGCGCAUGGGAAAAAAUGGCAAGCACUAUUUGUAACAAUUUCUAAUAUAGGCUACACUGAUAUAGGAUGAUGUAGGCUAUUUGUUUGUAAUAGCAGGCCACCUAGUAUAGCUAACAUGUGGAAUAAUAUAUACAUGUAUAUUCUUUGUAUGUUUUUCUAAGCAUAUUUGAGGGAUAUCUGUAACAUAAAUAAUGAUACAAGCAUUUAUAAUAUAUUUUUUAUUGUGCAAAAAUAUAUUAUUGUACCAUACAUUUAGAUGACAAAGAAAACAAUGAUUAUGUUAUAAACGUUCACAACAAUUGUAUGGACUCAUACCUAGAAACUCAUACUGGAAACCGUAGUCUUUAUGUAACUUGACAAAGAACUUGACCACAAUUGCAUAACCUACAACCCAACUGUUAUUGAUUUAUCAAAACUUAAGACAAAAAAUUCCCUUCUCAUAUACAGAGGUUUCGUGGUUACCCUGUUAACUCUGCUGCUCCUAACCUCUGCCGAAGGAAUAUAUAUAUAUA